Molecule: messenger RNA, 1071 nt
Organism: Glarea lozoyensis ATCC 20868
Lineage: Eukaryota; Fungi; Ascomycota; Leotiomycetes; Helotiales; Helotiaceae
Product: NAD(P)-binding Rossmann-fold containing protein
Exons: 4
Coding region: 1-1071 (356 amino acids)
Cellular component (GO): intracellular anatomical structure
Molecular function (GO): oxidoreductase activity, acting on NAD(P)H, oxygen as acceptor
Source: RefSeq, a predicted model, not a curated record
AUGUUUCGAACUCAAUUGCUUCGACAAGCGGCUCGCGCUGCCAGAGCCUCCUCGACGCCAAUUACCCCUCGCACAGUAACUCCCGCCAUCACCGCUCAACGAUCAUUUCAAACCUCAUCGCAGCUGCGAAAAGAGGAGACGCCAAGUACUGAACAUGAGGGUUCUUUUGCCCGCACAGAUUCAACAGUGCAAGUUGAAUACCCAGAGGAGAGAGAUUUACCCUCUAGUAAGCCUGUGCAAGGUAGAGGUGGACUACAUUUUAAGCGUACGCUUGCUUCAUUCUCUCUCGAGGGAAGAGUCGGUGUAGUUACGGGAGGUGCAAGAGGAUUGGGACUGGUGAUGAGUCAAGCUAUGGUUAUUAGUGGUGCUGAUGUUGCAAUUGUCGAUUUAAACAAGGAAGAGGCAGAGAAACAAGCAGAAGAGCUGAUGAAGGAAUUCCGAAGAGAAAACCCUGGAGCAGAAUCUUCGCCCAAGGUUACCGCACAUUACGCCGAUGUCUCAUCCCCAGAAUCCGUCGAUGCCGCCAUUGCGGAAAUCCUUAAACAACACGGCAAGAUUGACAAUCUUGUAACAUCCGCAGGUUUCACAGAGAAUUUCGAAGCUAUCAACUACCCAAUUGAUCGUGUCCGAAAGCUUUGGGGUGUUAAUGUGGACGGUACAUAUUUGUUUGCAACCGCGGUAGCAAGACAUUUGAUGGAGAGAAAGGCACCAGGAAGCAUGGUCUUCAUUGGUAGCAUGUCAGGCGCAAUUGUCAAUGUUCCACAACCACAAGCUCCAUACAACGCUGCUAAAGCCGCAGUUAGACAUUUGGCUUCCAGUUUGGCGGUUGAGUGGGCUCAUGCUGGUAUUCGCGUAAACUGCAUCUCCCCUGGUUAUAUGCUUACUGCGCUAACCAAAAAAAUCCUCGACGACAACCCAGAUUUGAAGAAACAAUGGACAUCACUCAUUCCUCAAGGAAAAAUGGGUCAACCAGAAGAUCUUAUGGGAGCGGUUACGUAUCUAUCCUCAGAUGCUUCCAGCUAUGUGACAGGUGCAGAUCUCCGUGUUGAUGGUGGUUACACUGUUACGUAG